Molecule: messenger RNA, 2622 nt
Organism: Hippocampus zosterae (dwarf seahorse)
Lineage: Eukaryota; Metazoa; Chordata; Actinopteri; Syngnathiformes; Syngnathidae
Product: RNA-binding protein 15-like
Exons: 1
Coding region: 160-2556 (798 amino acids)
Biological process (GO): regulation of alternative mRNA splicing, via spliceosome
Cellular component (GO): nucleus
Molecular function (GO): mRNA binding
Source: RefSeq, a predicted model, not a curated record
GACGUGACUUCCGGUACAGUAGUGAAGUAUUCCAACAUGGCGCUCGUGUAUCUCGAGUGAGGAGUCUCCUUCGGCCUAGUUUCGAGUUAGGAAGAUUUCGUUUGAUUUCUGGAAGUAAGACGCCAUUUUGUGUUUCACCUCGUAUACUGGCGUUUGGAAAUGAAGGAGAAAGACCGCUCGCCUGCGAGGAAACGCUCACGGGUGCCAGAUGACGGCAAAGAGCGAAGAGGGAGUCUCGCUAGCAGGAGGAGCGGAGAGCUGCUCAGCGUCGCCAGCAACAACGGCAACAACUACGUACCCUGCGGCGCCUCGUCCAGGAGAAGCUUACCCGGUGACAAAAGAGACAAUUUUUCGGACAUUCGGGCCGGUAAUGGUUAUAGCUACGGAGCACUGCCAGGAACGCACGGUGGCGCGGUCCUCGCUUCGCGCAGCGACCCGCGGUCCCCUGAAAGUGAGUACAAGACUCUUAAAAUUAGUGAGUUGGGCUCGCAGCUGAGCGACGAAGACAUAGAAGACGGACUGUUUCACGAGUUCAAGAAAUUUGGAAACGUGAGUGUAAAAAUGAGUCGAGAAAACGACGAGAGGGUAGCGUUCGUCAAUUUCCGGAAGCCCGACGACGCCCGAGCGGCCAAGCAUGCUCGCGGCCGACUGGUGCUCUUCGAUCGGCCCCUCAAAGUUGAUGUGGUGUACAUGAAUCGGCGCAGGAGCCGCUCCCCGCUUUCUAAAGACAGUUUCCCACUUGGACACAGACACGUUCUCCCCCAGAGACAGCUCUCCCCCACCUGUUUGGGCUACAGAGACUUCCGGUUGCAGCAAAUGGCGCUGGGCCCCCUCCCCCCUCCUCCCCUGCCUCACCUCACAGAUGUGGAAAGAGAUGCCUAUUAUUCCCUCUACGACGGCAGGAAUCACGCAGCAUUCCUUCCAGAGUUUCACAACGACAACUUGUCCGAUGACGACCAGAGGGCAAACAGGACGUUGUUUCUCGGCAACCUGGACGUAGGCCUGACUGAGAAUGACCUGCGGCGAGCAUUUGACCGCUUUGGAGUUAUAACCGUAGUGGACAUUAAACGAGCAGUGCGCGGCCAGAGCACCACUUUCGGAUUUGUCAAGUUUGAAAAUCUCGACAUGGCCCAUCGAGCUAAAGUGGCCAUGUCGGGGAAAUUGCUGGGCCACAACCAGGUUAAAAUUGGAUACGGCAAACCAACGCCCACUACCAGGCUGUGGGUGGGAGGCCUUGGCUCGUGGACUUCCCUCGCCGCCCUGGCCAAAGAGUUUGACCGCUUUGGCACCAUCAGGACUAUAGACUACAGGAAAGGCGAAGCAUGGGCAUACGUUCAAUACGAGAGCAUGGAUGCCGCUCAGGCCGCGUGCACGAACAUGCGAGGCUUCCCACUCGGCGGUCCUGAUAGGAGAAUCCGGGUGGACUUUGCUGACACUGAACACCACUACAAGCAGCAGCAGCAGUUCACUCAGCCCCCGCUGCCACUCCAACACUUUGACUUGGUCCCUCCACCGUUCCAUCACCGCUUCGCCGACUCCAUCAGAGAUCGCUCGCCACUGCUGCAACCCCCUCGUUUCCGAGAGCGGAUUCUAACCUCUCCUGCCGAGUGGUCCGGCUUGGGUGUCCAUGACAGGAUGCGAGGGUCUGGUUUCCUGCCUCUUGCUAACCUGGACAGACGUUCCGGUGAGCACUGGCCGGUGGACCGUGAUUGGGAGUUGCAAAGAGGAGACGCAAAUCGCCGGAGACGAGACUUGGAGAACACGUGGCGCCCCGAUCGCUCGCCUGAAAACAAUGGCGCGCCGCAUGUCGGCAGCCCCGCCGAACGCAGCCCCGCAGAUGGAGGUGCAGAUAGCGAUGGCGAACGCGUGCCUCGCCCUGGUCGGGCCUCCCCAACUAGAGGGCGCCCAAACAGUCAGGACAAGAGAAGAAGAAGCCCGACCGCAGCCGCCUCAUGCUCCGAGAAAGAGCGCAAACGCAAACCCGGCGACAAGCUCAAAAGCCCGGCCGGGAAGGAGGACGUCUUGGAUCGUCUGUCCGGCCAGAAGCUGAGUCAGGUGUGGCGAGGUGUCCUCCUCCUGAAGAACAGCUGCUUCCCCACAGUGCUGCACCUUCUUGACGGCGACGCAGCGGUGGUCUCUCGCCUGCUCCUGGAUGGCCCCAAAGGUAGCCAAGCGACAAAGCUGAAAAUCAGCCAACGUCUGCGGAUGGACCAGCCCAAGCUGGAGGAGGUGUCCCGCCGCAUCAAGGCCGCCGGCUCGAACGGCUACUCCGUCCUCCUCGCCAUGCCCGGGAAAUCCGAGGACGGCACUGUUCCAGACGGCAAAGACUCCACGGAGCGUCCGCUGAAGAAUCUGGUGUCCUACCUGAAGCAGAAGGAAGCUGCCGGCAUCGUCAGCCUCCCCGUGGGGGGUACUCGCAACAAGGAGCACAGCGGCGUGCUUCAUGCUUUCCCUCCAUGUGAGUUCUCUAUGCAGUUUAUGGAUGAGUCCGCAAAAGCUUUUGCUAAAUCAGAUGAUGACUACAUGGUUAUGGUCAUUAUUAGAGGGACAUCAUGAGGGGAGGAAAAAAAAUCAACUGCAGCUUCAUGUGAGCUGUCGAGUGCGCUUUGUAGAUGGGGUUAC